Messenger RNA from Serinus canaria (Common canary), 1213 nucleotides. RefSeq names its product DnaJ heat shock protein family (Hsp40) member C9 (gene DNAJC9). Gene Ontology annotation, cellular component: cytoplasm; nucleus. The record is from RefSeq and is a predicted model, not a curated record. The transcript is spliced from 5 exons. Bases 70 to 858 code for a protein of 262 amino acids. NCBI's taxonomy places the organism in Eukaryota, Metazoa, Chordata, Aves, Passeriformes, Fringillidae. Gene Ontology annotation, molecular function: heat shock protein binding.
AGCAGCCGCCCGGGCGCGGAGCGGGCGGGAAGGACGUUGGGGCGUUGUUGACGGUGCUGGCGGGGGGGGAUGGCGCUGUCGCAGCAGUGCGAGGCCGCCUUCGGUACCGCGGACCUGUACGGCGUGCUGGGCGUGCGGCGCGGCGCGUCCGAGCAGGACAUCCGCCGCGGCUACCACCGCGCCUCGCUGCGCUUACACCCCGACCGCGUCCCGGCCGAGCAGAAGGAGGAGGCCACCCGCCGCUUCCAGAUCCUGGGCAAGGUGUACGCCGUGCUGAGCGAUGAGAAGCAGCGCGCAGUGUACGAUGAGACGGGCAUGGUGGAUGAGGAAGCCGAGGCGCUGCAGGACGGGCGGGACUGGCUUGAGUAUUGGCAUCUGCUGUUCAAGGUCACCGUGAAAGACAUCGAAGAGUUCAAGAGUAGCUACAAAAACUCGGAGGAAGAGCUGGCUGAUGUGAAGGCAGCGUACUUGAAUUUCAAGGGCGACAUGGAUCGGAUCAUGGAGUCUGUGCUGUGCGUGGACUACACAGAUGAGCCCAGGAUACGGGAGAUGAUCGAGCAAGCCAUCGACUCCGGGGAGGUGCCAUCCUACAAGGCUUUUGUAAAGGAGUCAAAGCAGAAGAUGACGUCCAGAAGAAAGCGGGCAGAAAAAGAAGCUAAAGAGGCAAAAAAGACCAUAGAUGAGCUGGGCCUUAGUGAAGAAAAUGACUUGCAAGCAGUGAUUAAACGCCGAAGCAAAGAUCGAGAAAAGGAAAUGGAUAACUUCUUAACCCAGCUGGAAGCAAAGUAUGGCAGCACUGCUAAGAAAGGAGGAAAGAAGACCUCAGGCAAGAAAAGAAAGGCAGAAGGAACAGCGUAGACUGAAAUACCAGGUUUCACUUUGUGUAGAAAAGUGGAUUUGGGAGAAUUUUGGGUGUUUUCUGGGCCCCUGUUUCAGACUGUGUGCAUUGACUGGCUGUAAGUGAGGAGGCAUGACAUGGAAUCCAUGCUGAACAAGGAAGACAAGGCAUUCCUGUUGUCCCCAACCCUUUGGGUGCUCUACAGUUGAGAUCCAUGUGUGCUACUCACACAUUUCUUCUGUAACAAACCUGUUAUUUUUAAAAGUCUUUGCACAUCAGCUCAACAGGUCUUUUUCAGAUAUUCCAGUAGUUUUUAUAAAGAUAGUUUGGAAAAUUGCUGAUUUAAUAAACAAGAAGGUGGCGUUUUUUUUCAGA